UCACCCUCCCUCUACCUCCCAACUCCAAUCCCAUACAAGUCCGAUCGCCCGGAGAUUCGAAUUCUCCGGCCGGUAUUUCCGCCGGACGGCCACCGGAGGACUCUGAAAGUUACACGCUUUAUGGCGGUGGGAAGUUAUUCCAUUCUUCUUCCUUCGGAAAUCGAGCGCGGCGAUUGCAGAAGGGUUGGGUUAUAAAUGGCGUCGAUCGCGAUGUUUUGCUUUCUUCUUUUCCACCCUUUUCUCUGAUGAGUUCUCGAUCGCCUUUUCUUGCAUCCGAGUUUUCUCGGUCGUUGCUUUAAUUCGAGCUCUGGAGUCGUUUUCGUAGGGUUAUGGUAUUAGGAUUUCUUGUGAUCUUGUGUCAGAGCUUGGAUUCCUCCAUUUUUGCCUCGAUUUAAGGGAGGAAUUUUGGAGCUUUAGAAAUAGAGCUGUAAUGGUUUUUUCCUCGAUUUCUGUCUUUUAAAGAUUUCUGUAGCUUGGGUUGAGAUAAAGAGAUUGAGGAGUGAAGGCGUCUGGAUUUAGGGGAAACCAUGCCGUUUCCGAUGAAGAUCCAACCGAUCGACGCGAAGGACAUUCUGAGGAGCGAGCGAGCCAAGCCGGCGGCGAAAUCACGGCUGAAGCGGCUCUUUGAGCGGCAAUUCCAAUUCCCGGCAGUGCGGAGGAUCUCGUCGGCGGAGAAGCUUGCCGCCGCCGCCGCCGCCGCCGAUCCGGAGCCGAGCUCGUUGUGCCUGGACAACAUGGUCGAGAGCUUCAUCGAGGACAACAACAGCGAGAAGCCGUCCCGCUGCGGUCGCCACCGUUGCAACUGCUUCCAUGGUAACUGCGACGACAGCUCCGACGUGGACACUGACUUCCCCGCCACUACCAGCGACGCCCCUCCGAUCAUUCCCACCACCUCCGAUGCCGCUGAGUUCGUCAAGGAUCGACAUGCUCUCCAGGGUUUGGUGCUCUGCACGAGUGUGGCGGAGAGGAAUCUCUUGGCGGACGCGUCGAAAAUCGUGGAGAACACCAGGAUCGGCGGCAAAGGGAAGGAAGAUUCUAGAAGGGCCGUCGCUGACAGCCUCCGCGCCCUCGGCUACGACGCCGCUGUCUGCAAGUCUCGCUGGGACAAAGCCCCCUCCUUUCCGGCCGGGGAGUAUGUGUACGUGGACGUGAUCGUGGCCAAGGAGCGGUUGCUGGUGGACGUGGACUUCCGAUCGGAGUUCGAGAUCGCACGGUCGACGAAGAGCUAUCGGGCGGUGCUGCAAUUGCUCCCUUCCAUCUUCGUCGGGAAGGAGGACCGGCUGCAGCAGAUCGUGGCCGUCGUCUGCGAGGCGGCUCGGCAGAGUCUCAAGAAGAAGGGCCUCCACUUUCCGCCGUGGCGGAAACCCGAGUACAUGCGGGCCAAGUGGCUUUCCUCCUACGAGCGGACGGCCCCGAUCAUCUCCCCAGAAAUCAACGAACAACGAUCGAACGGCGAAGAAGAAGAAGUCGAAGCGAGAGGGGAGUCGGAAGAUGAAAAGGAGACUGACAACAGCGGGGGCGGCGCCACCCUUUCGAUGGUUGCCACCGCUGAGGCGGCAGCGGAGGAGGUGACGGUGGCGUGGUUGCCGUGGGAGCCGCCGGCGGUGAAGCCGAAGGCCGCUGAUAGGGGGGCGAAGGUAGUCACCGGCUUGGCAUCCGUUCUCAGAGAGAAACCCUGAUCUUCGAAUUUUUGGCUUUUUUUUGCUGAGAAAAAUAUAUAAUCGGAAAAUUUAGCCCUUUUUUUUUUGGCGCUCUUUUGUGGGCUUGUACUAAGAGAAUUUCCUCUUUUGUAAAUAUGAUAUCAUAAAAUAACAUUUCUUUUCUAAAUAAUUAA
Elaeis guineensis (African oil palm) is the source of this 1834-nucleotide messenger RNA. RefSeq lists its product as uncharacterized. NCBI's taxonomy places the organism in Eukaryota, Viridiplantae, Streptophyta, Magnoliopsida, Arecales, Arecaceae. The record is from RefSeq and is a predicted model, not a curated record.